This is a messenger RNA of Prinia subflava (tawny-flanked prinia), 1728 nucleotides long. Its product is annotated as Fc receptor-like protein 3. The record is from RefSeq and is a predicted model, not a curated record. Gene Ontology annotation, molecular function: transmembrane signaling receptor activity. Gene Ontology annotation, biological process: cell surface receptor signaling pathway. Lineage: Eukaryota; Metazoa; Chordata; Aves; Passeriformes; Cisticolidae. Gene Ontology annotation, cellular component: plasma membrane.
AUGACCCACAAUCCCUGGGGACCAUGUUCCCCCAAGAGCCCCAUCCCUGAAUCCUCCCAGAGCCACCACGCAGGGGAGCAGUGGCCACAGCAGCGAGUGACAGCCAGCCUGGAUGGCCGGGGACACAGGGAUGGCUGGGAAGCCCAGACCCUCGGCCUCUCUGGCGCCCAGACCACCCAGCUCCUGGUGGAGCCCCCAUGGACACCAGCAGUGCUGUGGGAACGGGUGACACUGACCUGCCAGGGCUCGGGGACCGCCGGUGCCACCACCUGGAACAGGGAUGGGCAGGGGUGGGGGCAGAACAGAGGAGACAACGUCACUGUCACUGAGAGUGGCACCUACACGUGUGACACACCUGGCAGUGGACGCAGCCCCCCUGUGAGAGUCUUGAAUGAUGAGCUGGUGCUGCAGGUGGCAGCACGGCCACUGCUGGAGGGGGACACGGUGACAUUGCGCUGCCAGGGCUGGCAGGACACGUCAGUCAGCACGGUGAAAUUUUACCAAGAUGAGAAGGAUCCGGGGGGGUCCCUCAGGGGGAUUGAGCUGUCCCUGCCCCCCCUGCAGCUGCACCACAGCUGCCGCUACUGCUGCAGGGGCUCGGUGACCUUCUGGCUGUCACAGUCAGCACCGGUGACAGUGACAGUGCACGAGCUCUUCUUGGUGCCAGUGCUGGAGGGUCCCCCUGAAGUCACCGAAGGGUCCCCCCUCAAUCUCAGCUGCCUCAGCACCCCCAGCCCCCUGCAGCCCCGAGUCCCCCCCCUCCUGCACCUCUUCUACCGGGAUGGGCAGUUGGUGGGGGGCCAACAGGGGUUCCCGCAACUCCUGGUGCCCGCAGGGAAUUCCCACUCAGGGAAUUACAGCUGCCAGGUGCGCUCUGAGUCAGGGGCCGUGCAGAAGAGCAGCGCCCGGCUCGGCAUCACGAUGCACAGGGUCCCACUCUCAGGGGUGUCCCUGUCAGCACAGCCGCCCGGGAGACAGGUGGCACUGGGGGACCACCUGGUGCUGAGCUGCAGGGUGGCCACAGGGACAGGUCCCCUGUCCUUCACCUGGCACCAGGGGGGCUCGGGGGCACCGCUGGGCACCGGCCCCAGCCUGGAGCUGCACCACGUUGGGGACAAUGACAGCGGCCACUAUCACUGCCGGGUUAGCAACGGGGACAGCGUGGCCAAGAGUGUCCCCCUGAAUGUCACCGUCCUGGUUGAGGGAGACCCUCGGGCUGGGGUGCCUGUGGCCAAUGCCACCAUCACCCCCGGUCCCCUGUCACACCAGGUGCACACAGGUAACGUGACCCUGCGCUGCUUGGGGCAGGUGGGCUCAGCCCCUGUCACCUUCACCUGGCUGCACAACGGGCAGGAGCUGGCCCAGGGUCCUGUUCUGGAGCUUGGAAACGUCACUUUGGGACAUUCGGGCACCUACCAAUGCGUGGCCACCAACCAGCUGGGACAGGACGGGCAUUGCGUGUUCCGGGCACUCAGUCCCCAGCUUGCCCUGGAGGUGACCCCUGGCUCACCCUGGGUCACAGCAGCCAGGAAGCCCCAGGACAGGACAACCCCAGAGGAGGGGGCGGUGCUGGACCCCCACAUCGUGGGCACCGAGCAGGCAGGGGGGCUCCCACAAGUGUCCCCUGACCCUGCCCCACCUCGGGAUCCUCAAGUGACCAACGUGGAGCUGCUGGGACCCUACGAGGGACAGCAGGACCCCAGCAACAUCUACGAGAACGUGCUGUGA